Rhincodon typus (whale shark) is the source of this 1971-nucleotide messenger RNA. It is a transcript of the gene dffa, whose product is annotated as DNA fragmentation factor, alpha polypeptide. Lineage: Eukaryota; Metazoa; Chordata; Chondrichthyes; Orectolobiformes; Rhincodontidae. Gene Ontology annotation, biological process: apoptotic process; regulation of apoptotic process. The record is from RefSeq and is a predicted model, not a curated record. The coding region runs from base 477 to 1403 and encodes 308 amino acids. The transcript is spliced from 6 exons.
UUAAUGUUUUUAAGUUUCCGACAAUCCACAGCCAUGGCUAUAAUUAUUUUUCUCCCUCGUUAAUUCAAUCGGAAAAAAAGUUGUCGGUUUGGAGCGCAUGCGCAAUAAUAGCUACCCACUACUACAACAACAACUGGGAAGGACGGUAUAGAACCUCUGCGGGAGGAGGGAAUUGUAUAUUUAUAUUUCUUUUCGGUGUCAGUUGUCUGUCCUAGUGCCUUUUGUUGCCAUCAGAGGACUCUCGAAGUGCAGUUACUGUAGGAAACGCAGGGACAAGGUUGUGCACAGCAAGAUCCCACAAACUAAUGUGAAAAGCUACCAGAUGAUCUGCUUUUGUGAUGUUGAUUAAGGGAUAAGUGUUGGUCAAGGCGGGGGCUCCUCACCUGUUAGUCUUAAGGUAUCUAGACCAUUCGCGUUCGAGAGCAAACCAGGUCCCUAUCUGCCUCACUCCUGGAAAGGGCAGGGGGUGUUCAGCCAUGGAUGAGGAAAGAAGAUUUCCCUGCAAAAUCUGUGGCUCCAGCCGCCUUCAAACGUUCGGCGUCGUCGUGAAGUCUUUGGAAGAUCUGGUAGCCAAAGGGAAAGAAAAACUAUGUUUUGACAAAAGCGAUGCACAACAAGCAUUUACAGUUGUGCUUGAAGAUGAUGGGACAAUUGUUGAUGAUGAAGACUAUUUUACAUACUUGCCAGAAAACACAAAAUUCAUGAUCCUUGACUCCGGUCGGGAAUGGACUCCUGCUAACAUAGGAAUCAAGAGCAACUUGGAUACAAGAACGAAUGAUGAUGUUGAUGGUGGUGUUGGAUCUAUAGACUCUGUGGAUUAUCCGGAGGAAUCCAAUGAUUGGAGAGUUCUCGCUAAACAAUUGAGACAGAAUCUUGCCAGAAUUAUUACAAUGUCUGAAUCUGAUCUUCAGGCCCUAAUAGAUGUACCAUCUGCUGAGCUGGCAAAGGAGCUUGAUGAAACUUUAAAAGGAACUGAAGCAAUACAGGACUCCCUUCAACGUGCACUUGACAACCGAGAGGAACAGCGGGAAGCAAAGGAACUAUUAAAACUGUACCGGAAUACCUUUCCAGUUGAAAAUGAUGAAUCUGCUAAAGAAACUGAUCAAGUGGAUGGUUCAAAUCUGAUGACCAGUGAAACUUUCUGGCUGAAUAAACACAUAAUUGAAGUUCUCAGGCAGAAGGCCAGCCCAGAGCUCAGCUUGUCGAAUCAGGAGCUACAGGAAAUUUUCAGAAGGAGUGAAGGAGAUUUAAGUUCCACUUUAAAUCGUUCCAUUGAGGAAGUAAGGUAUCUGCAGCAAGACUGUAGGAAGGAAUUUGACAGUCGCAUGGCCAAAGUGAAGAGCCUGGAAGAAUUGAGCCAAUAUUCAACAAUGAAAAGGUGUGACACUGUGACAGAGUCUUAACCUCUGAGGCAGAGUGCCUGGGAUCAAAUGAUAAAAUAGGUGCAGGCAGAGUUCCUUCGUUCUGUCUCUCAUUUCCUUUCAUUCUGACGUUGCAUCAAUGCUUGAUACACCACUGUGAACUUUAAACUUGAUUUCCCAUUUGCUGUUGUGAAUCAGGAUCCAUUGUAAGAUAAGCGUCUGCAUUUUUACACAAUCGUUUUCACCGAGCAAGUAAAGAGGACUUGAGUCCAUCAGUUUGCACUUCAUUCAAACAUCUGUUUAGAUGAAAUGACAGUCAGUACUGCCCAACUGUACUGUACUUUUCUCCAGACAGCCAACCAGUACUUUGUGAAUAUAACAACUUUUGAUGAUAGCCACUCCCAAUAUCCACAACAUAAUAGGUUUAUUCUUAUUGUACUACUAAUGGCCCUGAAGGACUAGUUUUCUGUUGGAUGUCAGAUUUCUUCAGUAUGAUAAAUUUCAUGUUUUUUAAAAGUUUAUGAUACUUUAACUUCUACAAAUGUAAGUCCCAAUCAUUUAUUUUGCUCUCUGUAAAAUUUAGACAUUAAAAACAAAAGAUUUGUUUUUA